AUGCAGAUUUUCCAACAUAUGCCGUAAGUUAGCUAAGUACGCAUAGGCUGCAUGGAGAACAGCCACUAAUUUACUUUCAGAGGUUCAAGAGGACAUAAAAAUCACAACAGACGGUAUCCCUAUGAUCUUCAAAGCGGGAGACAUAGUUCUCAAGAACUUCGACGCCUACAAGAUCGACAUAAAUUUCACGCCAAAUCUGAAGGCCCUCUUGUAGUUAAAAGAGUCCACGCUCCACAUGUUCUGCUAAAACAUCCCAAGACCGGAGCCGUGAGAAGGAUUCACUCAGAAAACGUAAAGUUGUAUUGGCCGUAAACGGCUGAUUCGGAGUUAAAACCAAAAACUUUACCAGAAUGGGGGUAGAUAACAAUCAUCUCUUUCUCCGUAGGGAGAGAAAGAGAAUAGCGCCCUAGAUCUUCAGUCGGGGUUUGUUGUAGGCAUUGGGAGCGAACGCGCCCCCUUGGAGUCUCCUCAAUAAACUUAAAUGGAAUAUAAUACCGGCAUAUUCUGAGCUAAUUAAUAUGCGCUACUAGAACCAACGGGUCAACACCACCCGCUACAAGAAGUUCUGAGGCCAGAACUUUCCCCGGCCCGGGAGGCACGAGCGUGUAUCAGGCCGCCUUGGCAUACUGGGAGUCGUACCCUGGUCCUGUCGAGGAGGUCAUUGGAUUCCUCGACUUUGCUGACCAAGCCAUCGAGGAGUGUUCGCACUCAGGAUUUGUUUCCCUUAUGACUUAUCCUUGUAACAAUAGACUCCGUAAAGUCCCGAUUCGGCGACUCUACGAGUCACUUUCUGGCUCUUCCGACGGUCACCAGCAGCAACUCGCCGCGGAAUACGAAGAGUACAAGAGGGAGAUGGCUACUCCUUCGUCACGUACAUCGGUUCAUCCCCACAUCCUAUGCCAUAACCGUCCCGACCCCCGGUCGUCAACCACUAAUUCCGUUACUUGUCAACGGGAUUUUUGUCGAAACCUUAAUCGACACCGGCGCGUCCAUUUCAUAUCUACCAGAGUCGACGGCAAAAAGAUUAAACCCGGUACCAAAAUCAGCGGUCAUUGAGCCAGCAAGAGCGGCAAACGGAGAAGUCAUCUCCUUCCUGGGAACAGUUUCGCUUAAAACCCGAGCAGUACACCUCCGAAUCCACGAACCUAUAACAUUGUCACCACACACAGAUAACUUCGUAUGGGCAGUCACAUCCGAACCCACCGAAGGAGUGUUCCUGACUGAAGGACGAGCCGUUCGAGAAGGAGUUCGGAUAGGAAAAGUUAUCUCCAACGCUGUUGAUUCUAAAUUUCCUCUAAGGAUCGUCAAUACGACGAAUACACCUCAACGUCUACAUCCAAACGUAAAACUGGCAACACUCGUCCAUAUUACCGAGAAUUGCUAUCAAGUGUUUGCAGUGACGAACCCACAGCCCGCAGAAAAACACAUUCCCGCUGAAAUCGACGUGGCCGAUAACUUAAUACCUCAGCCAGAUACCCAGUUCAACUUAAAAGAGAAAAUCCAAUUGGACCCCUGGAGUCUCCUCAAUAAACUUAAAAUGGAAUACAAUAUCGGCAUAUUCUGA
Molecule: messenger RNA, 1564 nt
Organism: Bursaphelenchus xylophilus (pine wood nematode)
Lineage: Eukaryota; Metazoa; Nematoda; Chromadorea; Rhabditida; Aphelenchoididae
Source: the annotation of a GenBank genome assembly